Molecule: messenger RNA, 939 nt
Organism: Microtus ochrogaster (prairie vole)
Lineage: Eukaryota; Metazoa; Chordata; Mammalia; Rodentia; Cricetidae
Product: olfactory receptor 1A1B
Biological process (GO): G protein-coupled receptor signaling pathway
Cellular component (GO): membrane
Molecular function (GO): olfactory receptor activity; G protein-coupled receptor activity
Source: RefSeq, a predicted model, not a curated record
AUGAGAGAAGAAAACGAGUCUUUUACCACAGAUUUCACUCUCCUGGGAGUUACCAGGCAGCGGGAGCAGGAAUAUUUCUUUUUCAUCCUCUUCCUGUUCAUUUACCCCAUCACAGUGGUUGGAAACAUGCUCAUCAUCCUAGCCAUACAUUCUGACAGUCGCCUUCACAACCCCAUGUAUUUCUUCCUUGCCAACCUCUCCCUUGUUGACAUCUUCUUCUCCUCUGUAACUAUCCCCAAGAUGUUGGCCAACCAUAUGCUAGGCAGCAAAGCCAUCUCCUUUGGAGGAUGCCUGGCACAGAUGUAUUUCAUGAUAGCAUUGGCAAACACAGACAGCUAUAUACUAGCUGCAAUGGCAUAUGACCGAGCUGUGGCCAUCAGCCGCCCACUUCAUUAUACAACAAUCAUGAGUCCACGGCCUUGUAUCCUGCUGGUUGCUGGGUCCUGGGUGGUUGGAAAUGCCAAUUCACUGGUCCACACUAUACUCACAGCUAGCUUGUCCUUCUGUGGCAACAAGGAUGUGGCCAACUUCUACUGUGACAUUACACCUUUGCUCCAGCUGUCCUGUUCUGACAUCCGUUUCAAUGUGAAGAUGAUGUACCUCGGGGUGGGGGUUUUCUCUGUACCACUGCUGUGCAUUGUCAUCUCCUAUGUCCGGGUCUUUUCCACAGUCUUACGGGCUCCAUCCACCAAGGGCUUCCUCAAGGCCUUGUCUACCUGUGGAUCUCACCUGACAGUGGUGUCUUUGUAUUACGGAACAGUCAUGGGCAUGUAUUUCCGUCCCCUGAACAGUUACAAUCUGAAGCAUGCAUUGAUAACUGUAAUGUACACGACAGUGACCCCAAUGCUGAACCCUUUCAUCUAUAGCUUGCGGAACCGGGACAUGAAGGCUGCACUAAGGAAACUCUUCCACCGCAGCUCCUUCUCAUCCUCCAUGUGA